Messenger RNA from Megalobrama amblycephala (Wuchang bream), 2029 nucleotides. RefSeq names its product serine and arginine rich splicing factor 4 (gene srsf4). Gene Ontology annotation, biological process: mRNA splice site recognition; alternative mRNA splicing, via spliceosome. The transcript has 7 exons. The coding region runs from base 443 to 1339 and encodes 298 amino acids. The record is from RefSeq and is a predicted model, not a curated record. Lineage: Eukaryota; Metazoa; Chordata; Actinopteri; Cypriniformes; Xenocyprididae. Gene Ontology annotation, cellular component: cytoplasm; nucleus; ribonucleoprotein complex. Gene Ontology annotation, molecular function: mRNA binding.
UGGAAAACACCAAUGCGUGUCGCUUAUUUUGAAUCUCACAUAUGUUGUUGCUGAUUUUGCAUGCUGAGCUACUGCACCGGGAAAAUGUCUCGAGUUUACGUGGGAAAAUUGAGCUAUCGCGCCAGAGAGAAAGAUGUAGAAAGGUUUUUUAAAGGCUAUGGGAAGAUACUGGAAGUUGACCUGAAAAAUGGAUAUGGCUUUGUAGAGUUUGAUGACCCCCGUGAUGCAGAUGAUGCUGUGUACGAUUUGAACGGCAAAGAUCUUUGUGGGAAGAGAGUGAUAGUGGAGCAUACCAUAGGACAGCGCCGUGAUGGAGGAAACAGAUCUGGAAGAAAGUCUGACCGCCUGCCCCUUUUGCUGGCCAUGGUGUCCCCCUUCCCAUGCGUGUGGCUCUUUGACCAAACUGGGCCCCUGGGCAGACCAUUAAAGCGAGCCAAUGUGAAUGAGGACCGCUUUUCCCAUUAAGCCGGGUGGUGAGGAUACCAAUGGGUUUAGGAGAUGUAAUCGUUAUGGGCGUGGAGGAGGGGACAGGUACGGCCCACCUACACGCACGGAUUACAGGCUGAUUGUGGAAAAUCUGUCUAGUCGUUGCAGCUGGCAGGACCUGAAGGACUACAUGCGUCAGGCUGGUGAGGUAACUUAUGCAGACACUAAUAAGGGUCGCAAGAAUGAGGGGGUCAUAGAGUUCAGGCAGUACUCAGACAUGAAAAGAGCCCUGGAGAAACUUGACGGCACUGAGGUCAAUGGAAGGAAAAUUCGUCUCAUUGAGGACCGACCUGGUGCCAGACGCAGACGCUCCUAUUCUCGCAGCGCCUCCAGGUCUCGCUCCAGGAGCAGGAGGUCUCGCAGGAGCCGAAGCCACAGUCGAACCAGUAGCCGCUCAAGACCCUCAGGCUCACGAUCACGCAGCAGGUCAACCAGCAAGAAGACGAAGGGCAGGGGCAGUAGGAUGGAGGAGAGCAGUAAUGGAGCUCGCAGAGGAGGUGAAAGCGCAAGGGAUAAUAGCUUGAGCUGCAGCCCCCAGAACAAAAAGAGUAAACGGGAGAACAAGAGGGGUCGCUCCUAUUCUCGAUCCAGAUCUCGGUCCAAAUCGGGCAACAACAGGGAUCUCUCCAGGGAGUCUGGGUCCAAAUCUCAGGAGGCAACCAAGAGUGGCGAUGAAGGCAGAGUGGCUGAACGGGUGCACCGUUCUAGAGCUCAUUCUCGAUCCAGAUCACAAACGUCACCAGAUGCUGAUCGGCGCAGGGAAUCUAGAUCUAGAUCCAGAUCCAAAUCUCGCUCACAUUCACGCUCAAAAUCGUAUUCCCGAUCUCGGUCCCACUCAAGGUCUCGUUCCUAAGUCCACUUCAAAAAAAUUUUUUUUUUUUUUUUUCUCAAUCAGUAUUUUUCAUCUUGUUUUCCAGUCUAACUAAAAUCUUUAAAACAAGAAUAUAUCUUAAAUUAGUGUUUGUUUGUUUUUUAAAUACCCCACUGACAAUUUUUGUCACUAAAUUGUUAGAUUUUUUGCUUAAAAUGAGUUAUUUGCUGUUGGGGUUAGAAAAUAAACUUAAUUCAAGGUAUACUGUCUGAAAACAAGUCUGAAUAUGUUACAUUUUUUGAGAAGCAAAUCUCUUGUUUUUAGAUGUUAUUUCUUGAAAAUAAGAUGACAAAUAGACUGAAAAUUGUUUUGCAGUCAAUGUCUAAAUGUUAUUCUGCCCUUCAUUUCUAUUAUUUUGAAGCGAACCACUUUUUUUUUUUCUUUUUUUUUUUCUUUCUUUUGUCAGAUAGAUCAGAUAGGUAUUAGGGAAAAUGCUUGCUUAUUCACAGUUCAGUAUUUUCUGGUAUUGUUAACCUUAUGCAUCAUUUUUAGUAGUGUUUUUAUUUGAAAAUUGCUUGCAUAUAUUUUAUUCACCAAGAGUAAAAUUGAGCCCUAACCUUUGCAUUGUAUACUUUAGACAUGUUCCAUAAAUGUUGUUAAGAUGGGGCAGAGUUUAUGGUCUUUUUACAACAAAUUUCUCCAUACAAAAUAAUAAAAAAAACUGCCUCACAA